AGCCCAUCAAGUCAUCAAAAAGCUCACAGUACCUGCUCGAUGCUUCCUAUCGGAAACUCAGGAGUCUUCCCCGAUCAUUUUCCCGUUCGUCCUCCGCCGACUCGAUGGCUCAGAUUCCGAAUUUGGACAAUUCUCCGAUCAAUAUCAAGUCUAUCAGGGAGCAGUCUCAGAGAGAUCUCUUGAAAAUCCUCAAAGAUAUUCGAGGAAAGAAGUGUUUGGUUAUUGAACCGAAGCUUGGUGGUUCCCUCUCCCUGAUUAUCCAGACGUCGUUUCUGAAGGAACAUGGAGUGGAAUUGCGGCAUCUUUCACCUGAGCCUGUUCAAACUGAAUGCACCAAAGUGGUUUAUCUUGUUCAUCCUCAGCGUGAUUUAAUGAAGAUCAUUUCUUCUCAUGUACAUAAUGAUGUUUCAAAAGGACUUCAAAGAGAGUACUAUAUUUAUUUUGUUCCUCGCCGUCAAGUUCAAUGCGAGAAGAUCCUUGAGGACGAAAAGGUUCAUAACUUGAUGACCAUAGGGGAGUAUCCAUUAUAUGUUAUUCCAUUUGAUGAGGACAUACUGUCAUUUGAACUGGAUCUUGCUUAUAAAGAAUGCCAGGUUGAUGGUGACACAGACUCUCUUUGGCAUAUUGCAAAGGCCAUACACAAGCUCGAGUCUUCUUUUGGAAUUAUACCAAAUGUGAGGGCAAAAGGCAAAGCAUCAGUGCUUGUUGCUGAUAUUCUGAACCGAAUGCAAACAGAGGAACCAGUGAACUCACUUGAUAUGACAGUACCUGAGAUUAAUACGCUAAUCCUUAUAGAUAGGGAGGUGGACAUGGUUACCCCCAUGUGUUCUCAGUUAACCUAUGAAGGGCUGCUAGAUGAGUUUCUGCAUAUCAAUAAUGGUGCUGUUGAACUUGACACAUCUGUCAUGGGUGUUCAACAAGAGGGGAAAAAGACAAAGGUUCCACUUAAUUCAAGUGACAAACUGUUCAAGGAGAUCCGUGAUCUCAACUUUGAAGUUGUUGUCCAGGUCCUACGUCAGAAAGCAACAUCCAUGAAGCAGGAUUAUACUGAGAUGACUACUACCAACCAGACUGUUUCUGAACUCAAGGACUUCGUUAAAAAGCUCAACUCAUUGCCUGAAAUGACUAGACACAUAAACCUUGCUCAACAUUUGUCAACCUUCACAUCGAAGCCAUCUUUUCUUGCAAAACUUGACAUGGAGCAUACGAUGGUUGAGGCCCAGAGUUAUGACAUAUGCUUUGAAUAUAUUGAAGAAAUGAUCCAUAAGCAGGAGCCUCUUGUCAAUGUCCUCCGCCUUCUCAUCCUGUUUUCUGUUACAAAUUCAGGGUUACCCAAAAAGCAUUUUGACUAUUUGAGGAGGGAACUACUCCAUAGCUAUGGAUUUGAGCAUAUGGCUACUCUAAAUAAUUUAGAAAAAGCUGGAUUGUUCAAAAAGCAGGAGGCAAAAAGCAAUUGGCAGAUGAUCAAGAAUACUCUGCAACUUGUUGUGGAGGAUACUAACACAGCGAAUCCCAAUGAUAUUGCCUAUGUGUUUUCUGGAUAUGCACCUCUCAGUGUUCGCAUAAUACAUCAUGCUGUUCGAUCUGGAUGGUAAGAUUAACUCAACUUGUAAGUUCAUACUAAUUUCAGUGGUGAUGUGGAAACAUUUAUUUGAGCAUUUCAGUCAAACUGUAAUUCUUGCUUAAGGAGCAGUUACUUGGUAGGUAUGAUCCUUUUGUUAAUAAAUGAGGUUUCUUAAUGUUUGAAAUUAAAGUAUCUUUUUGGUAAUUUUACCUUGUAUUUAUAAUAGAAUUAAUGCUAGGAUUUCCUGGCCAACUCUGCCCAGUCAUCUGAUUGGGCACACCCUUCUAGUGAUUUAUGUCUCAACAUAAAAGACUAUUUUAUUUGUUACUUUGCUUUACCAUCUUGAAGAUUUAAGUAAACAAUAAAUCAUGUUUGAAUUUUGAAGGGAGAUGAAAACUUCAGUGGUGAGCCAAUUUCUUAAAUUAAAUAUGAUAAUGUAACUUUGCAGGCGUCCUAUGGAAGCAGUUUGGAAGCUGUUGCCAGGGCCGCAAAUGGAAACAAAGAGGGGCAGUGUUCCAAGCAAUCAAUCAUUUGAGUCAUUGCAAGGUGCCACUAUUGACAAAAUAGCUGAUGGGAGGCGUUCCCUGGUACUUGUUGUCUUCAUUGGAGGGGUGACAUUUGCAGAAAUUUCUGCUCUUAGAUUUCUUAGUGCUCAGGAAGGAAUGGCCUAUGAUGUGAUUAUUGCAACGACAAAAAUUGUCAAUGGUCAUACCCUGGCUGAGACAUUCUUGGACACGUUUGGCUGACUUCGGUAUCAUUUGUGACCAUUACAUCCCUCCUUUUGUCAAAACCUAAUUUUCAUUUCACUUCCAUCUUUGCUCGUGGCUUCCACCAGUCAAUGCUCGGAACGACGAACCAAAAGAAUAGCUUUAGAUGAAUCAAUGUUUUUUUGUUUUUCUUUCCUUUUUUGGGCUUUUUUCUUUUCUUUUUUUUUUUUGGUGUGUAACGAACUAUUAUUCUAUUUGGCAUUUUGCAUUUCGUUCUUGAGUGUCUAAAAACAAAUGCCUGGAACAGAGAUGAAUUUAGCUGAGAGGUCGAGUGAUUAAAUGUUGAACUAUCAAAUUAUUGAGCAAGAAGAAAACAACUUGUAAGAAAAGAAUGAGUUUUUA
Molecule: messenger RNA, 2673 nt
Organism: Rubroshorea leprosula
Lineage: Eukaryota; Viridiplantae; Streptophyta; Magnoliopsida; Malvales; Dipterocarpaceae
Source: the annotation of a GenBank genome assembly